Messenger RNA from Momordica charantia (bitter melon), 1035 nucleotides. The record is from RefSeq and is a predicted model, not a curated record. Lineage: Eukaryota; Viridiplantae; Streptophyta; Magnoliopsida; Cucurbitales; Cucurbitaceae.
AUGCGAAAAUCUGCCAAGGCACAUAAGCUUUUUGGCUUUGUUGAUGGUUCUGAUGUAAAGCCAUCUCCUCGAUUACCUUAUGUUACUCCGACAGAUGUUCCUCAAUUGAAUCCGACGUUUGAAGACUGGAUUGCGAAAGACCACGCUCUUAUGACCGUGAUUAACGCCACUUUCACCGUCUGCUCUGGCCUACGUUUUGUCAAGAAGCCGUUGGAGUCCAUUGAUCAAUAUAUUCAACGCAUCAAAGAAUUCAAGGACAAACUUGCGAAGUUUUAUGUCCUGAUUGACGAUGAAGACCUUAUCAUCUAUGCUCUAAACGGCCUCACUGCUGGCUAUAACACUUUUCGAACAUCGAUGCAUACUCGUGAGAAGUCUAAUUUCAAUCCCAAUGUGGGACGUGGUCGUGCUUCUGGUAAGAAUCACUUUUCUAAAGCGAAAUCUCCUAAUUUUGCUCCAACUGGCAAUUAUUCUACUAAUGUUGGACGAGGUCGAGGUCUUCUCCCUCUUGCUCCUACUGGCAAAUCAUCUCAAGAAGGUUUCUCUUCAACAAUUUUUUGUCAGAUUUGCCUGAAAAUUGGUCACUCUGCCUUGGAUUGCUUUAAUAGAAUGAAUUACAGCUUCCAAGGGCGUCAUCCUCCUAUUCAGUUGACAGCAAUGGUGGCCAAUCACAACUAUGCCACUCUUGCAUCCUCUAAUCCCUCAUGGCUUACUGAUUCAGGGUGCAAUGCUCAUGUCACUGCAGAUUUGGAUCAACUUAGUACUGCUUCUGAAUAUUCGGGCGAUGAACAGAUUGGAGUAGGUACUGGUCAGUCAUUGCCAAUUGCCCACACAAGUAGUGGUAUUCUUCAUACCUCUACCUCUUCUCUAAAACUUUGCAACCUUCUUCAUGUUCCAACUAUUUCAUCUAAUCUUCUUUCCGUUCACCAAUUAUGUGUUGACAAUAAUUGCUUUGUUGUUUUCGAUUAUAACUACUUCUAUAUUCAGGACAAGUUUUCGGGCAUGAUUCUCUUCCAAGGACCUAGUCAAAAUGGCUGA